AUGGUAACAAUACUGAUAACAGUGAUAAGUAAUUUUUCUCUUCAGAUAUUAUCGCAUUUGGUACUGUUCUGUUUCGCGGCAUUCGGAAAUGUGGCGAUGUUGUUAAUACUGCAUCGGAAUAUUCGAUCGGCACGGGGAAGUCGCAUCUAUUUGCUGUUAUUGCAUAUGAAUAUCGCUGACUUAAUAGUCACAUUUGAGUAUCUUCCGAAGCAAGUCAUUCAUAUGUACACGGUUUGGUGGUACGGAGGCAAUCUUCUUUGUAAGAUUGGUCGCUUCUUCGACAUCUUCGGUGUGAGUUUAUCGUCAGCAGUAUUAAUUUGCAUGUGUUUCGAUCGUAUGCUUUCGGUUUCGAGACCGUUCUCAACCUUUCACGGAAUUCAUCGAAGUAAAAUCAUGUUGUCUGUCGCGUGGAUCACUGCCUUCAUUAUCAGUUUACCUCAACUGUAUAUAUUCCUAACGGCAUCGCACCCAUGUGAUCACAGAUACGUGCAAUGCAUCGCCAGGGACUACAUCGGACUAAUGGAUACUCGCUAUGUUCUGAUAUACACAUUCGCAACUGCCGUCUACGUCUAUUUCUUACCUUUAGCUGUUAUCAUUUGUUGCUAUUCGUUGAUCUUUUAUCGACUCAAAAUAUCCGUCAAGUCACAAAAAGAUGGAAGGUCUUCUUCAUGUCGUCUCGAAAGAUCACGUACUGUACGUGCCAGUUCAUCGCACCUAAUCAACCUUAAACGAGCUAAAUCCAAAACUGUCCGAAUGACGUUAAGCAUUGUGCUCUUCUUCCUGAUCUGUUGGACCCCUUACUAUCUCGCCACCACUCUUCACUUUAUUGACAUCGAUUACUCGACGGGUCGUCCGAAACGACAUAUAGUAAUACCACCGACAUUGCAUAAAUUACUUUAUAUGUUCGCAACUAUGAAUAGUGCAUUCAACCCGUAUGUAUAUGGAUAUUUCUCAUUCGAUAUCAAGAAAGAGCUGUCGAGACUCGUUCAUUAUUGGUUAUACAACAGUAAUGCCGACGAGGACUGUAUCCUCCAACAACACAGCUCUACAAAAUACCGUACUACCUGUAAUGAGUUAUUGUGA
Messenger RNA from Anisakis simplex (herring worm), 1083 nucleotides. Lineage: Eukaryota; Metazoa; Nematoda; Chromadorea; Rhabditida; Anisakidae. The record is from the annotation of a GenBank genome assembly.